This is a messenger RNA of Nymphaea colorata (pocket water lily), 3492 nucleotides long. RefSeq lists its product as uncharacterized. Gene Ontology annotation, molecular function: glycosyltransferase activity. The transcript is spliced from 5 exons. Bases 998 to 3274 code for a protein of 758 amino acids. NCBI's taxonomy places the organism in Eukaryota, Viridiplantae, Streptophyta, Magnoliopsida, Nymphaeales, Nymphaeaceae. The record is from RefSeq and is a predicted model, not a curated record.
UUCCAGACAGGGAGAGCCCCUUCACGCGGCUUCCUUUCUUCGGAACAAAGAAAAGGGAUGGGACGGGUGGGAGAAGGGAAGUUUGAUCUUUGAAGUACCUUCCUUCUUCCCCACGGUAGUGCGCUCGCCGGAAUCUCGACGAUCUAGCCGGUUCUUCAAUUCUGAACUCGAAAACCGCCCUGUUUCAGCUGAAAACUGUAGCUUUUUUCAGCAGCUGACUUGAAGUAGCCGUUAAUGGUGCUUCUGCGAGGAGCUUUUGUGCAGAAUUUGGUUUAUAUGCGUUGUGCUUCCCUUUAGGCUUAUGUCCAACAGUAAAACGGCGAUUCUUUUUUGUGUUUUGGAUGCUAAGAUCACUUUUCCUAAGCGGAUGUGAUUUUCUGUUCGAAGUCUGGACGUGAAAUUACUUAAUUUAUUAAAAAUUUGUGAAAAAGCUAUUGCUUUGCUGUUUGGAUGGUAUGUUAAUCUUCGAAUCGGAGGAAUUAACAUGAUGAAGUUUUUAGAUUAUUGAGGUCAGGGAGUCUUUUUAGGCCAAUAUAUGUUCUGUGGAACGGUCUGAUGUGGUAAGUUGUCAACAUUUGAACGAUGUAUCUCUUUUCUCUUCCAAUAUUCAGAAGGUGAAUUUGAGCUUAUCCCCUGGCUUUCUCUUUUAUUUUCUUACUUGCUGAUUUCUCGUUUAAUCCUAUCCUUUCUGGAGUUUGGGAUUCUUCUGUGCUUGAGAAAAUUCGCCCACCAAAUCUUUGUUGGCCGUUUUGCAGAAAUUUUCAGAGAUUGAACUCUAACUUAAUCAGCGGUAACAACAUAGAGAAAGCUGAUCUUUGAUGAUACUUUCUGGCAAUCGAUCUUGGUUUAUGCCUUCUGCUAUUAAACUGUGUGUAAGGGAUCGAAGUAAUGAAAAGUCCUCCUUGCCUUCUGGAACUACUGACUUAGUUCUGGUUGUCAUUAAGGAGGAGUGUGUUUGGAUCUUUUGAGGUCAAAUGGUUGAGGAAAACCAAAUGGGAUGUUCUCAAGUUCUGGUCGCCCUAAUUUGAAAGGGCUGAUGGAGGAAGCUGUUGAUGAAGGUGCUUCAUGGGUAAAUGCGGUAAAACUUGCUCCAUUGAGACUGAACCCAAGUCUUACAGCUACUUCUUCAGGCAGACUGACCCCUAGGCAUUCUCCUUCAUAUCGCCGAUCUCAUUCGAGUAGAACACCCCGUAAAGAUCCCAAAAUUCGUGCAGCUCCUCUUAGAUGGGUCAGAGGCAAGCGGCUUUUGCCUUGGCUGGUGAUGAUUGCUGUUUGGAGCUAUGUGGGAUUUCACAUUCAAUCAAAAUGGGCUCAUCAGGAAAAUAAGGACUUCCCUGGUUACAAAGUCAAAACUUUUUCUGAACAUGACAUAGAUGGUCACAUCAACAAUUCAUUUGCCGGAGGGAGAGGUGAUGCAGAAAAGAACCAGAAGGACUCCCUGAAAGAAGGUGGUUCAAUAACGGAUCCAAAUAAAAUUUCUAUUAAUGUGUCAAGCAAUGAAAAACCAGCCAUUCCAAGGACAAAGCGCCGGCGGUCAGCUAAGAAGAAGGUGAAGAAAGCCCCUACUUUUCAAGGCAAUAGGAAUAGUAAUGACAUAGUGAGCGAAAGCAGAGAGUUAAAUGAAGGGACACAAACAAGCAAUACUAAUAUUACGUAUACGAGGUACGGGACACCAGUAAGAAAUACUUCCUAUGGACCCAUUAUUGGUCCUUUUGGUACAAUAGAAGACAGCGUUUUGGAAUGGAAUCCAGGAAAGAGAUCUGGUACAUGUGACAGGACAAGCUUGUUUGCUCAAUCUGUACAGGGUAGGUCUGUCAUUUUGAUAUUUCAUGAGCUUUCAACAACAGGAGCUCCGAUUUCAAUGAUGGAACUUGCUAGUGAACUUUUAAGCUGUGGAGGAACCGUGUCUGCAGUAGCUCUGAGCAAGAAGGGGGGGCUAAUGGGAGUCCUCUCAAGGCGUGGCAUCAAAGUGCUGAUGGAUAAGGCAGAUCGCAGCUACAAGGCUGCAUCAAAGGCAGAUUUUGUGAUUGCAGGUUCAGCCGUAUGUGCCUCCUGGAUUGAGCAGUAUCUUUUGCACUAUAAGAAUAGCUGGAGUCAAAUAAUCUGGUGGAUCAUGGAGAACAGAAGACCUUAUUUUGAACGCUCAAAGCAUGUGCUUCCAAAAGUAAAGAUGCUAAUGUUCCUAUCAGAAUCUCAGUCCAAGCAGUGGCUUUCAUGGUGCAAAGAAGAGAACAUUGAGCUGAAACACUCACCUGCACUGGUUCCCCUUUCUGUUAAUGAUGAACUGGCCUUUGCAGCUGGAAUUCCUUCCUCAUUAAAUAGUCCUUCAUUUACUGUUGAAAAGAUGUUGGAGAAAAGGAAACUACUUAGAGAUGCUAUUAGAAGAGAACUAGGAAUAAGUGAUAAUGAUAUGCUUGUGAUGACACUGAGUAGCAUCAAUCCUGGAAAAGGCCAGUUUUUGCUUCUUCAUUCAGCUGCUCUAUUGUCAAGUAAGUUAUCCAGAACGGAUGACAAAGAAAAUAAUUCCACAGGAGGAAGAAAGUUCUCCACCCACACUGGCAGCAAUCAUCAUCUUCAUAUUGGUAAAAGAAAAAUUUUAAGGGUUCCUUUUCUAUCAUUUGAACACAACCGGUCAUCAGAUAUAUCUAUGAGACCUAGGUGGGCUGGAAAAGAAAACCCUGGUCAAAAUUCAAGCUUGUCACAUAAUUUCUUCCGUAGAAGUCAUCUAAGUCAUGACAGGAAUCACCAGAACAAGCAAACACUGUCCUUGCAUAUGGAAAAGAGGACCGCUGCUCUGAAAGUUCUAAUUGGCUCAAUUGGAUGCAAAAGUAAUAAAGUAGUCUACGUAAAAUCCAUUAUUAGGUAUUUAUCUCAACACCCAGAGUUAGCAAAAGCUAUGUUAUGGACUCCAACUACUACACAUGUUGCCUCACUUUAUGCUGCUGGAGAUGCAUAUGUCAUCAAUGCUCAGGGACUUGGAGAAACAUUUGGACGAGUAACUAUUGAAGCAAUGGCUUUUGGGCUUCCGAUCCUUGGAACAGAUGCAGGAGGCACUCGGGAAAUUGUGGAACAUAACAUCACCGGCCUGCUACACCCUCUGGGACAGAAAGGAGUGCAAACCCUGGCUGACAAUCUUGAGUUUUUGUCAUACAACCCCUCUGCGAGGGAAGCAAUGGGGGCUAAAGGAAGAGAGAAGGUACAGAGGUUAUUCCUAAAGAACCAUAUGUACCAGAAAAUCGCCGAGGUUCUCAAGAAAUGCAUGAAGGUCGAUUAGAACAAAAAAAAAGUAACCAACGAUUCUUUUCCACAUUGAUUCAUCAUUCAUCAAUUCUUUUCUUUGCAAUUGUAAUCGCCAUGUAUGAUUGCAAGCUGUAUUACUCCUCUCUGUAAAAUUUUGUCAUUGUAUUGUAUUACUCCUCUCUGUAAAAUUUUGUCGUUGUAUUUUUCUUUUUAAAGAAUAAUCUAAAGUUUUCAACUUGAGAAAGUAUAAAA